GAUCAGCGACAGCUUGAUCCCAGGUCAGAGUCUCUAUGCUUUCUGGUCACGUCGUUGUUGAACAGCGAGACAGCCAAUCAAAUCAGCACUGUUUGGGCAUUCAUUUCAACCAACCUCGUUCAUUUGGAUGACGAUCUACCACUAGGAUGACUUCGCUGGGUCACUGGCCAAUCAAACAAAUCUGGCGAUCAAAGGAAUCGUAGGGAUCGGUGCCAUGGCCAAGAUCGAAGCGCUGCUGGGCAACUCAGCUCAGAGUGCCAACUACAGCGCAAGCCACCACACACUUAUCCCCGCACAUCCGUCUGAUCCACGUGUAGGCCAUUGCAACGAGCUAUGUUACGCAGUGGCAGAAGUUCGCCACGUCCACGACCGGUGCCCAUCUGACCCUCAGCGUGAGUGCCUUGCUGACCGUCGGCGCAUCGACUUGCUCAUCCGCUCUGUAGUAUGGCGACAAUGCUAGGUAACGAGCACUGUCACGCAUCUGGUCGCAGUCCACUAACCCCAUUGCAGCUGGGGCCUCGCCUACAACCUGUUUGGGGAUAAGCUUCUGGGCCUCAAUCUGUUCCCCGCUUCGGUGUACAACGAGCAGACGGCCUGGUACCAGAAUCACGCGAAUGCUUUUGGAGUGCCUCUUGAUACCCGGUGAGUGGCGUCCCCUCCAACGAAUAUCCGUCCACGCGCUACAUCACGGCACAGCCACACCUACACGAAAUCGUGAGUCAUCUGGGCCAGACUCUCUCGGAAUGAAAGUGAAACAUGAGGUAGGGAUUGGCAAUUGUGGACUGCGGCCGUCAUGACCUCGACCUCUGUGCGCGAUAUCUUCAUCAGCGCCGUCAAAAAGUGGGUGUCAGAUGGGCAAUACAAUGCGCCGUUUGGAGAUUCGUAUGACACAGUGACGGGCGCUGUUGCCGUUGGCUUCAAAGCGCGGCCGGUCGUGGGAGGACAUCUUGCCCUGCUCGUCGUUUAAGGUGUCCGUGUGUACCAUAGCGUAAUAUCCAGUACAACAAGACAUCUUCUAAGAUUGCUAACAAUACAAUAAGGAAGGUCGCAGAUCGGUCGCAGAUUUGAACAUGUGAAGUCGAAUACAAAAGAAGGUUUUUGGUUGGUUGGUUGGUCUACAAGUUGCGCAGAUCCCGCAGGAUCGUCGAGAAGUCCUCUUCGGUGUACCGCUUGUGAUUCCGCUCCCGCACCCAUUUGCGCGAGACAGGUGAGAUGGGCGAGGUCGUUUCGCGGCCGGGCUGCCAUGUGUAAUACGCCUCCUCGCUGGGUUCAUCCGAUGAAUCAUCAUCGUCCUCGCUGUCAGAAUGGCUGAACGUCAACUUGGGUGCCGCAGAUCCGCAGCUGUCCAACACGAUCUGGACAGAAUCUCCGAGCUGCCGCCGGAGCUUCAGCUUGCUCUGAUGUUGCGCGGUCCGGGGCGAAGGCGGCUCCGGGAUCUCAGCCAGGAUCCGAUCCCGCGAGGCCCUCAGGGACGACAUGCGCGGUGGCCCGCGUCUUGGGGGCGGCGGCGGCACGAACUGCGGCAUCGACGAGCGCGAGCCAGCCGCAGGGGGAGUCGGCGGCAGCGGGUCGGGCCGCGCGGGGGCGAUCGGGCUAUCCGGGACGCUAGGCAGCGGGCGGAACAGAGACGGCGAGGUGCUGCUGCUCGACGAGCGGCUGUGGAUGUGCCCUAGUGCGGUCGGGGGCGCCGAGUUGGGUGUCGCGGGGAUGCGGGGCAGGGGCCGGACCGUCUUUCCCAGACGCGCCGCGUCGGCCUCUGCUAGCUGGACGUCGAUCGUCAUCGGGGCCGGAGGGCGCAGGCUUCGCGCAUUUCGCGGGCGCGGGGGAAAGAAGGGCAGCUGCGGACAGACGAUGUCGCGCCCGUCGUCCGUGCACAGCGUCCGCCGCCGGCGAUUCGACGUCGGAGGAGUAGUGUGACUGCCAGAGUCGCUCGACCGGGUCCAGGGCGGCAUGGGU
This is a messenger RNA of Mycena citricolor, 1956 nucleotides long. The record is from the annotation of a GenBank genome assembly. NCBI's taxonomy places the organism in Eukaryota, Fungi, Basidiomycota, Agaricomycetes, Agaricales, Mycenaceae.